This is a messenger RNA of Mus caroli (Ryukyu mouse), 8291 nucleotides long. RefSeq names its product nucleoporin 153 (gene Nup153). Gene Ontology annotation, cellular component: nuclear pore. The record is from RefSeq and is a predicted model, not a curated record. Gene Ontology annotation, molecular function: structural constituent of nuclear pore. Lineage: Eukaryota; Metazoa; Chordata; Mammalia; Rodentia; Muridae. Gene Ontology annotation, biological process: protein import into nucleus; RNA export from nucleus.
UGGCGGGCGGCGCCGGCGGCCUGGACUGCGGCAGCGACGGCCAGGGCGGCUGAAGAGGAGCUUCCAGCAGCGGGCGGUCGAGCUAGGCCUCAGCGGCGCCCGGAGCUGCUCGCGCCGGCCUCGGCGGGAGAUCUCCAUAGAGACGGUGACAAACACAGACGCGGGGGUCCUCACGCGGCCGGCGCUCCUCAGCCACCUCGGGGCCCUCAGCCGCCGCCACCGCCUUCCUCGCCGCCGCGCGCACUCUCAGUUCCCGCUCGCUCCCUCGCGGUUCUCGCUGUGUCUGUGUGUCGCCUAGGGCCGGGCGGGGGAGGCCCUCAGGCCGCCGCCUCUGCCUCUCCCGCCCGGGAGCGGUAGUGGGAGGCCGCCCAGGCUCCGCCAUGGCCUCGGGAGCCGGAGGCAUAGGAGGGGGCGGCGGCGGCGGCGGCAAGAUCCGGACUCGUCGUUGCCACCAGGGGCCGGUGAAGCCUUACCAACAGGGGCGACCCCAACACCAGGGCAUUCUUAGCAGGGUUACAGAAUCUGUUAAGAAUAUUGUACCAGGGUGGCUACAAAGAUACUUCAACAAGAGUGAAAAUGCCUGCAGCUGUUCACCAGAUGCAGAUGAAGUUCCACCCUGGCCAGAAAGUAGAGAAGAUGAGCAUGCGAUUUAUGCGGAUGAGAACACAAACACUGAUGAUGGGAGAAUCACCCCUGACCCUGCAGGCAGUAACACAGAAGAACCAUCAACGACCAGUACUGCUUCAAAUUAUCCAGAUGUGUUAACAAGACCUUCUCUUCAUCGGAGUCAUCUGAAUUUCUCUGUGUUGGAAUCCCCUGCUUUGCACUGUCAGCCGUCCACGUCCUCUGCGUUCCCAAUUGGCAGUUCUGGAUUUUCCCUUGUGAAGGAGAUUAAAGAUUCUACCUCUCAGCAUGAUGAUGAUAACAUCUCAACUACCAGUGGGUUCUCUUCAAGAGCUUCUGAGAAAGAUAUAGCUGUUUCAAAGAACACUUCCCUGCCACCUUUGUGGUCCCCCGAAGCAGAACGCUCUCAUUCACUCUCACAGCAUACUGCCAUCAGCUCCAAAAAACCAGCAUUCAACUUGUCUGCCUUUGGAACACUUUCCACCUCACUUGGGAAUUCUUCAAUUCUUAAAACAAGUCAGCUUGGAGACUCUCCUUUUUAUCCUGGCAAAACAACAUAUGGAGGGGCAGCUGCUGCUGUAAGACAGAAUAAAGUACGAAGUACACCUUACCAGGCUCCAGUUAGAAGACAGAUGAAAGCUAAGCAGCUCAAUGCACAGUCUUAUGGUGUGACCAGCUCAACAGCACGGCGGAUACUGCAGUCAUUAGAAAAGAUGUCGAGCCCUCUUGCGGAUGCAAAAAGAAUUCCAUCUGCUGUUUCUUCUCCUCUGAAUUCUCCUCUUGAUAGGAGUGGGAUAGAUAGCACAGUUUUUCAGGCAAAAAAAGAAAAGACUGUAGAUGAAAAAAGUAUCUCAAGACAAAAUAGAGAACAAGAAAGUGGCUUUUCAUACCCCAAUUUCAGUAUUCCUGCAGCCAAUGGUUUAUCUUCUGGAGUAGGUAGUGGAGGUGGCAAGAUGAGAAGAGAGAGAACACAUUUUGUUGCUCCUAAGCCUCCAGAGAAUGAGGAAAUGGAAGCACCAUUGUUACCGCAAAUCUCUCUACCAAUCAGCAGUUCUUCACUGCCCACCUUCAGUUUUAGUUCCCCUGUGAUCUCGGCUUCUCCUUCACCAGUCAGCUCUUCUCAGCCAUUACCAAACAAGGUACAGAUGACCUCUCUGGGCAGCACGGGCAGUCCUGUGUUCACAUUCUCAUCUCCCAUUGUAAAAUCUACGCAGGCAGAUGUGCUCCCUCCAGCAUCUAUUGGAUUUACAUUUAGUGUGCCUCUUGCAAAAACUGAAUUUUCUGGCUCUAAUAGUUCUUCAGAAACAGUUUUAAGUAGUUCAGCUCAAGAUAUCACUGCAGUGAAUAGUUCAAGCUAUAAGAAGCGAAGUGCUCCUUGUGAGGACCCCUUUACACCUGCAAAGAUCCUGAGAGAAGGAAGUGUUCUAGACAUUCUGAAAACGCCUGGUUUCAUGUCACCAAAGGAUGAUUCUCCUGCUCUUCAGCCCACUACCACAAGCUCAAUAGUUUAUACAAGACCAGCAAUAAGUACUUUUUCUUCUAGUGGAAUUGAGUUUGGAGAAAGUUUAAAAGCUGGAUCAUCAUGGCAGUGUGACACAUGUCUCCUCCAGAACAAAGUCACAGACAAUAAGUGUAUAGCCUGCCAAGCAGCAAAACUGCCCCUGAAAGAAACUGCUAAACAGACUGGGACUGGGACACCAAGCAAAAGUGACAAACCAGCCUCUACAUCAGGGACAGGCUUUGGAGAUAAAUUUAAACCAGCAAUAGGAACUUGGGAUUGUGAUACCUGCUUAGUGCAAAAUAAGCCCGAAGCAGUAAAAUGUGUAGCCUGUGAUACACCUAAACCUGGCACUGGUGUGAAGCGAGUCCUUACAUUGGCAGUGGCUUCAGAAAGUCCUGUGACUGCUUCCUCUUCUACCACUGUGACAACUGGUACACUAGGAUUUGGAGAUAAAUUCAAAAGGCCUGUGGGCUCUUGGGAGUGUCCAGUCUGCUGUGUUUGUAAUAAGGCAGAAGACAACAGAUGUGUUUCCUGUACAUCUGAGAAACCAGGUUUGGUAUCUGCCUCAAGCAGCAGCCCUGUCCCCGUCUCUCUGUCUUCUGGAGGCUGUUUAGGAUUGGACAAGUUUAAAAAGCCCGAGGGAAGCUGGGACUGUGAAGUGUGCCUAGUGCAAAAUAAAGCAGACUCUGCCAAGUGCAUAGCUUGUGAAAGUGCAAAGCCAGGCACAAGGUCUGAGUUUAAAGGCUUCGGGACAUCUUCAUCUUUAAAUCCAGCACCCUCAGCCUUCAAAUUUGGUAUUCCAUCAUCCUCUUCUGGGCUUUCUCAAACUUUGACAAGCACUGGAAAUUUUAAAUUUGGAGAUCAGGGAGGAUUCAAAUUAGGCACUCCAUCUGACUCUGGGUCUACAAACACCAUGAAUACAAACUUUACAUUUUCUAAACCAACUGGAGAUUUUAAAUUUGGAGUGUUAUCUGAUUCCAAACCUGAAGAAGUUAAAAACGACAACAAGAAUGAUAAUUUUCAGUUUGGAUCUUCUUCUGGCUUAACCAACCCAGCUUCUUCAGCUCCGUUUCAGUUUGGGGUAUCUACUCCUGGGCAACAAGAAAAGAAAGAGGAGCUGCCUAAAUCUUCACCUGCAGGCUUUAGCUUUGGUGCAGGUGUUAAUAACCCCCCUAAUGCUGCUAUUGACACCACAGUGACCUCAGAGAACAAGAGCGGCUUCAACUUUGGAACCCUAGACACAAAGAGUGUCUCAGUGACUCCUUUCACAUACAAGACAACAGAAGCAAAGAAAGAAGAUGCACCUGCUACCAAGGGUGGGUUCACAUUUGGUAAAGUGGACUCUGCUUCUUUGCCAUCUGCCUCAAUGUUUGCUUUGGGAAGGACAGAGGAGAAACAGCAAGAACCUGUUACUUCUACUUCUCUGGUGUUUGGGAAGAAAGCCGACAGUGAGGAGCCAAAGUGUCAACCAGUAUUUUCCUUUGGGAAUUCAGAGCAAACCAAAGAUGAGAGCUCCUCCAAGCCGACAUUCAGCUUCAGUGUGGCAAAACCAUCUGGGAAGGAGUCUGAGCAGCUAGCCAACGCUAGUUUUGCAUUUGGAAAUCAAACCAAUACAACAACUGAUCAAGGUGCAGCAAAGCCAGUUUUUAGCUUCUUGAACAGCAGUUCCUCUAGUUCAAGUGCACCAGCCACUUCAUCCAGUGGUGGCAUAUUUGGUAGUUCCACCUCUUCCUCCAACCCACCUGUGGCAGCCUUUGUGUUUGGACAGGCCAGCAAUCCUGUCAGCAGCUCUGCCUUCGGUAACGCUGCUGAAUCCAGUACAUCUCAGUCUUUGCUAUUUCCUCAAGAGAGCAAGCCAGCCACCACGUCCAGCACUGCCUCAGCUGCCUCUCCGUUUGUAUUUGGAACAGGAGCCAGUAGUAGUAGUACUGUAUCUUCUGGGUUCACUUUUGGGGCUACAACCACGUCAAGCUCUUCAGGAUCCUCCUUUGUAUUUGGCACUGGACAUUCAGCACCAUCUGCCAGUCCAGCAUUUGGUGCUAACCAGACUCCAACAUUUGGACAAAGUCAAGGUGCCAGCCAGCCUAACCCUCCAAGCUUUGGCUCUAUCUCGUCUUCAACAGCGUUAUUUUCUGCUGGUUCUCAGCCUGUACCACCACCUACAUUUGGGACAGUGUCAAGCAGUAGCCAACCUCCUGUGUUUGGACAGCAGCCUAGUCAGUCUGCAUUUGGCUCUGGGACAGCUAAUGCCAGUUCGGUUUUCCAAUUUGGUAGCAGCACUACAAAUUUCAACUUCACAAACAAUAAUCCAUCAGGAGUGUUCACAUUUGGUGCAAGUCCCAGCACGCCUGCAGCCUCAGCCCAGCCCUCAGGUUCAGGGGUCUUUUCAUUCAGCCAGUCUCCAGCAUCAUUUACAGUGGGGUCAAAUGGGAAAAAUAUGUUCUCUUCUUCCGGAACUUCAGUUUCUGGUCGCAAGAUAAAGACUGCUGUUAGACGCAGGAAAUAAAGGUCACAAAGGUGUUAUACCCAACAGUUUUAUCAACAGCUGGUGCCCUGCUUUCAGAUACUGGAUUGUACUACAUGCUGGGCUUAUCUGAAGUCAGAUCUGCCUAAGGACUUCUUUAAUUUUGGAAUUGUCCCCUUUUUUUUCUUUAUGGAAGUCCCGUCCCCAUAACCCAUUCUUUUUGAAAAUAAUAGCUAGACUGGUGACUGGCUGAUUCUUCAGCAGAAGCAUUUUAUGAUCCAGCACAUUAUUCACUGAUUGGCAUAGUCUGGCUGUACCCAGGAAUAGAGCCUGCACGGUGAAUGGCUUUGUAUAGAACCUGUCUGCACCGCUAUGUGCAUUGAUAAAGCGUUAAUGGAGCGUGUUGAACUUGUAAUUAUAUCUGGGGAAUUCUGUAUAGAUUAGAAUCCUGUAUAGAUUAGAGGACGUUGAAAUGAAUGAUUUCUAUGCGGAGUUUGUGGUGGUGUAUGUGUGAAGUGAGUAAGUGGGAUGUAUUGUGCACAGAAAAAUUCUGAUAGAGAAAACCUGAUUAAAGAAUGGUCCAUCCUAAGGACUUGUUAGAUCUAGUUCAUUCUUCACUUAAUAAGUAUAUGCUAUUUCUAUAUUUUCAUUCUAUCAACUGUCUUGCCUUUUUCAUUAUUUUAUUAUGAGACUUCUGUAAAUACAAUUUUGUUUCUGUACCUUUUUGGCAUAACAUAAAUCUGUGAACUUGAAAUUUUAAUUUUAUGUUAGACAUAUUUUUGUUGUUUGUUUAGUCUUGUCUCAGAUUUUAUUAUGUAAAUCCCAUUAUUCAAAGUUGCCUAAAUCCAUUUGGAAAUCUUUAAAAAAAAUUGGGGAUUCUUAAAGUUGAAUUUAUUGGCUUUUCUGAUCCAGUUUUGUUUGGACCAAAAACCAGUAUUGUACAAAGUAUUAAGCAUAUAUUUUUAUAUUUACUGAAAUGGACUGUGGUGACUUUGGAUAAUAAGGAAAAAGUUUAAUAUUAAAGCCAUGUUUAUUACAGUAUAAUUAACAUGUUAAACCAUGGGAUAAAUGCCAUCAAUAAAACUUUAUGAAGCAAGUUUUGUUAACAGUUUUCAUAGUGAAGGCACACAAUAUUAAUGGGAAGGGUGGUUGAUUAGAAACUCCAAAGGGUAUGUACCAGGUAAGGCCCAAUAGUUAUUGGAGUUUGCAGAACACAGAAGAUCCCCUCCUUUCUGCCUGCUGCUGUCUUUACUUAAUUUGCACGUAUAUUUUCUCAUUAAAUUUUGAAAAUAAACGUACAACCCUUUCUGUUUGUACUUCUAGCUUCCUUGCUAGAUGCCUAGACAAUGUUUAUUGCUCACAUUCUUGGAGAUAAUAUGCCUCAGGCACUCCAACAGUUUAUAGAAUUAAUGGGCCUUUUACUAUGUUAUUUGUAUGAUUAGACUUUUAGCUCACUUAAGGUCCAGGAAAGAACUUGGAGCAGUACUUUAUACUUUUGUCCUUAAUUAGGAUUGGCAUUUGUCAGUGGGAUUUUUUGUUUUGUUUGCCAACUACAGGCUGGUUGAAUUUACAUGGAGAAUUUCUAAAGCUUUGUUCUUAUGAAAAGAUAUUUUUCUUACUAUCUUAGGCUAUCAUUACAUUGAUCUGAGGGCAGAGCUUUUUAUGUUUCUAAUAUUUUAUUUAAUACCUGACCUGUUUGGAGUCUGGUGAAUGCUGGUAUCAAAUGCUGGAAACCCCCACCUUGUCGGCCAGUCCUUCACCAUUUUCUAUGUCCAAAUAGUUGGGGCUUAAUAGAACAUAUGCCUUUUCUGUAAACUGUAGAAAAUAAUUUUGCUUCACUUUAGUAUUCCUUUGUUUAGAGUAGGUUACUACAGUUAUAACUAGUGCUGGUUCAUAUUAAAAUUGGUGACCUUUUGGUUCUCUAGAGUCUGUAAGACUAUUCAGAUUUUGAGACUUGAUUCUUGGGCACACUUCUAGCUUCCUUGCUAGGUGUGUGUGGCUUUCCGGUCAUGGUGGCAGCCCCAUAUCUUGGUCUGUCCUUCCUCAAGCCCAGCAGAGGUAACUAACUCUACAUUGGAUUGAGUGGGCUUGAGUGCUUACUAAUGGAAUGUAUAAAUGUAUGUUCUAGGACAUAUACCCAGAGACUGACAGACUGGUUUUGGAUAGCACUCAAGACUGUAUCUUUAAAGGUGCCUCAAGUCACUUAAUGCUGUCAGGUCUGGUUGUCAUCUUAAGCAUUAAGUGCUAGGUUGGUUGUAGUGAUUACAGUAUCAGGCCUUAAGGGAAAAGUAUAAUUCAGACAGCUAAAGGUCUUUUUUGUUGUUGCAAAUGAUGAAAGUUAUGAAUAUAAAUAUCAUUGUACCACCUGAAGUUAAACUGAUUUUUAACAGUAAAGAUUUAGCCUAGGAAGAAAGUGUUUUCAUAGUUAGCAUAUGCUUCCCAGGACUCGUAUAAAACUUGAAAUUCAAUUGAAAUUAUUGAGGGUAAGAACUGAUGCUACACUUGAUAUAAACACCAAGAAGUGAUUCAGCAGAAAUCUUAUACAUGGUAGCUUGUUUAAUGGAAACUAAUUUGCUAUAGUAGUAACAGUGAGAAAUAAGGAUGUUGUAGGUCUUAUAGAUAGCAAAUAUAUGACCAAGUAGUCAUAACCCUCAUUUCUUUGUAAUAUGGAGUGGUAUUCACUUCCACUUUGACUUUUAUUCCUCUAAAAUCCACUGUCCCCAAAUAUGUAGUUGGUAGCUUGGCUUAGACUAUUAAAUUGUUCAGAGCAGCACUCAGGUCAGGCUGUAUUAAAUACAGUUUGCAUACACACGGUUUAAUUCCUAAAGAUAGGAUCUUAUACUGUAGUCUAGGUUGGCAUUAAAUUUGCAGCAAUAUUCCUCUGUCAGCCUCCUGAGUUCUGGCUUUACACAGUUAACAUUACCAGAGUCAGAUAACUGCCCUUGAGGAAAGGCAGUCCACUGUGGACUGGUUUAACAUGAAGCUGAGCUCAUGUGCAGGUAACUUGUACUUAGGUAUUUGGAUAUACAGGGUUUUACAUAUGCUAGGCAAGGUAUUAUCACUGAACCACAGCUCCAGCCCUGUUAAAGAACAUGGUUUAAUACACUGCUGUAGCUGUAGAAAUAGGCACAGACAACACUGUUGACAUUGACAUAAGUAUUUAUUGAGACACAAAAUACAAACUGGUGACAUACAAAUAUUAAAAAUAGAAUGCUGUUUUAUUUAUAGGUGGGCCAGUAGAUACUGUUUCCAGGGUAAGCCCUACUAUAGUGAACUACAAGGAAAUCUACACAUACCAGCCAAAAUGAGGAACUUCACCCAGGCACGAGGAAGGACUUUGGUCUUUGGUUAUGUGGAUGGUGGAUGGCAAGGAGCAGAACCAGUACUUGUUUAGGAAUACUGUUAAUCUAGAAACCGUCCUCAAAGAGAUGAGAAAGCUUAAUACCCCAUCUUCCUUCAGAACUACUUCCCUUUGCCAGAAACAGGUGUUUAAAUGAAACAAUCAUUGAUGUGAACAUGUUCAUUUAAAGUUAAAAUGCUUUUAAAGGUCCUUUGAAGACUCAAUUUUGAGGCUUGGGCAAUUAGGUAAAUUAGGUAGGCAGAGUCAGGCAAUGAACACUGUCAAAAGUGGCACAUGUUUAUAGUCACGAAUACUCAGUAAGGUUUGUCAUCAUGCUGUUACCGAGAGUAGAACAUUCCUAG